AUAAAACGGAGUGACGCGCCCUGCGCGGAGUGAUCUCGAGCACGGACUACACCCAAGGCGCUGUCUCGAUUCACAUCGGCUUUUCUUCCCUGCCCCCCCAAAAAGCAGAUCUCGGCAGCACGCAGCUAAAGCGCUUUUUGGAGAGCAAACAUGUCUUGGCUAAGCUACGUGGAUAACCUGAUGGACGACGGCAGCUGCCAGGAUGCCGCCAUUGUCGGUUACACGGACGCCAAAUACGUUUGGGCAUCGUCAGAAGGGGGCACUUUUAGCGGUAUAACGACCGACGAAAUCGAUGUCAUAGUCGGCAAGGACCGUGAGGCCUUCUUCACCAACGGCCUGACCCUAGGGAAAAAGAAGUGCUCUGUGAUCAGAGACAGCCUGCAGACUGAUGGCGACUGGACUAUGGACAUCAGGACGAAGAGUCAAGGAGGCGAGCCGACGUACAACGUUUCCAUAGGCAGAGCUGGCAAAGUAUUGGUUAUAGUCAUGGGAAAGGAAGGUAUCCACGGAGGACAGCUCAACAAGAAAGCAUUUACCAUGGCUGAUUACCUGAGGAGAGUUGGAUACUGAAGCAGCCCCCUUUCCAUCCAUCCACACAGCAGCUCACUGUAACAUCCUACCAUCCCUUUCUCCCUCUUUUUUUUUUUUCUUCCCCCUUUUAUUUCUUCUGCCUUCACAGCACUACAGAUUCUUAGUGGAUGCAUCAUUGUCUAUCCAGCCCCUUAAUUCUUUCAAUUUUUUUAAAUUUUUUUUUUUAUUUUAAACGUUUUCCCUCUUCCCUUCUUAUUUAGCAUACUUAUCCCAUUCCCGUUCCCCUCAUCCUUAUAGUGCCACAAAAAAAAAAGCAUGUUCAUUUUACGAAGGCUUAAAACAGAAAACACAGUACUGUACAUAAAGCAUUGGGCUUUUCAAAUUCGCAUAAACGAAUAGUCACUGUCCAGUUUUCCUGAGGCACUUAUCUAGUGGUCCAUCGAUGCCUCCCGAGUGCUUCGAGCCUUGCUGAGCUGUCGGUCUUCCCCUAGUGAUUUUUUUUUUUUUUUUUUUUUUUUUUUUUUCUUUCUUUCCAGCAUGGCCAGGAUGGUUUAAAAAAAAAAAAAAAGAAAAAAAAAGUGCAUGCAUAUCUCUUUUUAGCUCAAUAUCAUCAAACUAACUACCAUACACUACCAGUGUCCUCUAAGAAAAAAAAAAUAAAAUAAAGAUAAAUUGAUUCACACUACGUAAUUCUUGCCCUUAUACUUGUAACCCAUUUUAUUCAAAUACAACAUCCAAUGCUUUUACUGUUGUAUCUGGAUGUGGUGUUGUUGAGUCCUCGAUGUAAUGUUGGAUUUUCUUUUCUUUUGAAUGUGAUGGCAGAUCAGCAUUUACAAGGUUUAAAACAAACAAAAAAAAAAAAUCGCUUCUGGACUCUAAGGACAUUCCACCGCUAACAUAGCCACUUAGCAACUUAUUUACCAGCUAGUGAUUUUUUUUUUUUUUUUUUUUUUUUUUUUUUUGAUUUAUUGUAAUUUUUUUUUUUUAAGCACUGCCCUUCUGAUUGUAACUCUGGUUUGGUGUCCAGUCAUAUAUUAUAGAUUAUAUAAUUUUUUUUUCUCCAUUAGGACCAAUAUUUUUUUUCUGCAUUUUGGAGGAUUAACAGAUUACUGAAGGAUCGACUGCUAGCUUCAUCUGUUUGUAGAACACUAAAUGAAACAUUUCAAAUGCACACUAACCUCUUGAUUCACUAGUAAUGGUAUCCAUGUCUUGGGGAGGGAUUACAAAGCUCUAAUGUUUAACUACCUUUUUUUUUCCCUUCUUCCUCACAAUGAAUGUCUUGAAUAGAUGAAAUGGCAGUCUUAUUGUUGACUUUAAAUCAUUUAACCCUUUUUUUUUUUUGUCUGUUAAUCCUGUCAAGUUUUCAAACAACAAACGUCAUUUGUGCUUUAUUCGACUGCAAUGUAUCAACUUGUCAUAGCACGGUACAAAUAUUUCAUUAAAUAGGCAAAAAAAAAACAACAAAACACAAUGAAGUAACUGUGUACACUAAAUUUUCUGGGUUAUGGUGGUAUUAGUUAAAGAAGAAAAAGACCACUAGUCAGUUGUAUUGUUAACUUUAAUCAAAAAAAAAAAAAAAAAAAGGAAAAAAAAAAAGCAGUGUAUCCUGUGCCAUAAUGUAGAUCUGAUCUGUUGCUACUGUGAGAUGGAUUUUAAAACCUCUGCCUUGUAAGGAGUCGAUUCGCGAAAUGGCACCUUCUUUUUGGGAUAUCUGACAAAAGUUUCAAAACUCUCCAGGGCUUGUGGAAUAUGUACAGAUUAAAGUGAAACAUGUCAACAAAA
Messenger RNA from Hemibagrus wyckioides, 2313 nucleotides. It is a transcript of the gene pfn2a, whose product is annotated as profilin 2a. The record is from RefSeq and is a predicted model, not a curated record. NCBI's taxonomy places the organism in Eukaryota, Metazoa, Chordata, Actinopteri, Siluriformes, Bagridae. The transcript has 4 exons. Bases 151 to 570 code for a protein of 139 amino acids. Gene Ontology annotation, molecular function: actin binding. Gene Ontology annotation, biological process: actin cytoskeleton organization; positive regulation of actin filament bundle assembly; regulation of actin filament polymerization. Gene Ontology annotation, cellular component: cytoplasm.